AUCACUCUCCUUAACCGAUUCUUGACAACGUUCUUUGUGCCUUGCACUCUUCAGUCUCUCAUUUUUUGCUCAACGCAACAAGAAUCACAUCACGAUCCUUUAUAGUCACUACAAUUCGUUUCAGACAAACACAAUCACAAUGCACUACACCAGCAUCUUCGUUGCCGCCGCUGGCGCCUCGGUCGCCGCUGCUCAGGACUACGCUCCUCCUGCUCUGGACACCACAACUCUCACCUCGACCACUACCCGGGUUAUCACUCUCACUCAGUGCAACCCCACAGUGACCGACUGCCCUCUGCGCACUCAUACCUCCACUGAGGUUGUUGUUACAACCUCGACUGCUGAGCCCGAGGUCCCUGCCGAGCCUACCACCUCUGUCUACGUUGCUCCUACCACCAGCAUCUACGAGCCCGUUGUCAACACAACUAGCCACCACGAGGUUCCUACCAUCGUCAACACUCCCACCAUUUCCACCACCAAGAAGGCGCCUCUUCCUAAGACCACCUAUUACCCUGCUGGUAACACAACCGUCAAUGCUGGUCCUACUGCUCCCGUCUCUCACGUCACCAAGCUUCCUGUCCCCAGCAGCAACGGCACCCCCGAGAAGCCUGGUUACGAGGCUCCUCCUACCACCCCCGAGGCUCCUUCAAGCGUCCCCACCGCUGGUGCCAACGGUCUCAUCGCCUCUUCAGGCUUCCUUGGUGCCGCUCUGGUCGCCGCCAUGGUUGCUCUCUUCUAGCUCAACCCUUCCAUUUGGUUGACCUAUCUGGUCUGUCUCUUGACAGAUGUCGGACCUUCACUUCUUACUAUGAUACCUUUUUAUUCUUCGGGGACGGACGUUUGGAGACUUAUUUCAGUGCAUGAUUCUUGCUCUUGCAGCAAGGCAAUCUUCUCUUCGAGACAGGCCACUGUGUGGCUAUUUGGUUCCUGGCAGGUCAUUGGAUAGCAUGAGAUAGCAGCG
This is a messenger RNA of Fusarium graminearum PH-1, 961 nucleotides long. RefSeq lists its product as uncharacterized. The coding region runs from base 140 to 739 and encodes 199 amino acids. The transcript has a single exon. Lineage: Eukaryota; Fungi; Ascomycota; Sordariomycetes; Hypocreales; Nectriaceae. The record is from RefSeq and is a predicted model, not a curated record.